This is a messenger RNA of Colias croceus (clouded yellow), 2984 nucleotides long. RefSeq names its product agrin. Lineage: Eukaryota; Metazoa; Arthropoda; Insecta; Lepidoptera; Pieridae. The transcript has 12 exons. Gene Ontology annotation, biological process: cell differentiation; multicellular organism development. Gene Ontology annotation, molecular function: protein binding. The record is from RefSeq and is a predicted model, not a curated record. Bases 183 to 1694 code for a protein of 503 amino acids.
GCCUCGGGUCCAGUUGGCACCGCGGCGCCGCCGGGUUCAGACGUGUGCUGUGUUUGUUAAGUGUUUGUGUGGACGUGCGUUCGGGAAUAUUUUGAGAGCCGAACAUCAUGACCGAAUGCUACCAGUGAACAAAACAAAUUAGUGAAUUUUGAACUUGUGUGUAAUAAACUAGUGAUUUCAAAAUGGAGGUCAAAUCUCAUCUCAUCGCAGCAGCUGUUAUUUUGGUGUUCGCGCUAUCCUGGGUCGAUGGGGCAAGGGACGCAUCCUGUCCCCGGAUCUGUGGGCCAGCGUUACAGGGGGAGCCAGUUUGCGCGACUGAUGGGUACAUCUACCCAUCGCUUUGUGAGAUGAGGAAGAAGACUUGUGGCAAAGGAGUACGAUUAGCACCCGACCAAGGCUCAUGCUCCCGCGCACAAGGCUCCAAAUGUGACCACAGAUGUACCUCUGAGAGGGACCCGGUGUGUGGCACUAAUGGAAGAACUUAUCUCAAUAGAUGUAUGCUACAAGUCGAAAUCUGCAGAGUGGGCAUCGGGCUCUCCCAUCUAGGCGCUUGUAACAACAUCAGUGCGCAUCGAGAGAACUGCCCCGUGGACUGCUCGCAGGCGCCGCUCGAUGGGCCUAUUUGUGGGUCUGACGGGAAUGUGUAUAAGAGCACCUGUCAGAUGAAGCUUUUGACUUGUGGGCAAGGUGUGGUACGAACAAACAAGAAACACUGUCAAACGACGCGACAUUGCCGGGAGUCGUGCUGGAGGGUCGCACGACCGACUUGCGGCUCUGAUGGUAAACUGUACGCAAACGCUUGCAGGAUGAAGGCUACUAACUGUGGUAAGCACGUGUUCGAAGUGCCCAUGGCAUUCUGCGUAUCACAAGAACGAACCUCAGGAGGCGAAUACUGUCCCACCGACUGUUCUGACCAGAAGGAGAAGCUGGUGUGCGGUUCUGAUGAGAACAUCUACAGGAACGAGUGUGAAAUGAAGAUGCUGAAUUGUGGCGUCAACAGCAGGAAGAUAGUCAAGAAGGUAGACAUGGAGAAAUGCAAGUCGAAAAUAAGCAAAUGCAUGAAAGUGAAGUGCCCCAGUGAACCGGACCCGGUGUGCGGGACUGAUGCUAAUGUGUACACCAACCCUUGCUUCUUGAAGGUCGCUACUUGCCUCAAAGGAGUACAACUUGCUCACUUUGGUAACUGCACGCUUCUCCCGCGACUCGAAACCGAUUGCCCUGAAAACUGCGACAAUGUGGUCGACCAGCCUGUCUGCGGUUCUGAUGGCAAUGUAUACAAAUCGGAAUGUGAGCUUCGCCGGGCCACUUGCGGCCAGCACGUAGUGGCGGUGUCCGUGUCCCACUGCCGUACCACUGCCCUCUGUCAUGGCGACUGUCCAGAUACACCAGCGUUCGUGUGCGGGUCUGAUAACCGGUUUUAUAAGAACGAGUGUAUUAUGAAGAAGGAGAAUUGCGGGAAACACGUAUUCGUAGUACCACUAAAACGUUGCCUAGCGCGGUUCCAAUACGCGGGCUGCGCGCGUGUGUGCCCGCCGGAGUACGAUCCCGUGUGCGGUACGGACGACAAGACGUACUCUAACUCUUGCUUCUUGGAGAUGGAGAAUUGUAGAUCGAGAAGCCUCGUUCAACUCAAACAUCUAGGCACAUGUACUGAACCCAUCGCUGAGGAACCGAAGAACUAUCUAUAUCGAUAAAUUCAUCAAAUUGUGUAUCGCAUCAGUCAUGCAUUGCUUCCAAUGGGUCAACCAUUUUACAAUUAGUGCCAAUUCUUAUAUAGUGAAAUAAAUAUACUUUAUUCUUUACCUGAUGGGAGGUAAAUAAAUACCAUCGUGGCUAAAAUAAUUAAAAAUAGUGUAAUUCAAAUAAGUUUUUUUAGGGAUAUCAUUGUUUGAAAUCAUAAAAGUUGAAUAAUAGGACUUAGUUAUUUUUCACCUUUGAAUUAUUAGGUACACAAUAUUGAAUGUCUUUUAGAUAACGCAAAAAAUUAUAAAAAUAAUAUUGCUAGAUUAUGAAAUUAACUCAACACAUGACGAUAUUAUUUACCUCUCAUAUAGAAAUAUAAUGUCUUCCAUUUGUGUCUGUAGAUUAUUUAUUAAGUACAAAAAUAUUUUCAAUUUAAAAAUCAGCUCCAUCUCUUGGAUUGUGGGUUGAAUUAUAUGAAUAGAAUUUGGCGCGUUUUUUGAAAUUCUUUUGAGAUUUUAUUACUUCGCUCUCAAUUUUAUGUGGUUGUACUGUCUUCUUAAUCAUUGAAAAAUUGUUUUUUUUUCUUAGUUAUUAGAAACAUACAAGGCAUGUAGCUAUCUCAAAUAGUUAGCAUAAUAAAUCCGGAAGGUUCUAGACUCUAUACUCAUUUGAAGGUUACUAUAGACCUACCCAUAGACUAACUAAUCCACAGAGCGAAGUAUAGGUAGUCAUAGACUCUGCUAUAUCAGAAAUUAAACUUAAACCAUAGUAUAAAAAGAGAAGUAGGCCAACUCCUGGCGUUUAGGAGCGCACGGUACCGGUACACGGCGUUGUGUGCGUGUUCCGUACAUGAACUGGGGGUAAGGCCAUACAAACGACGCGAUAUUCAUUUGUUCGAAAAUAAUAUACUUCUCUCUUUUUACUAUGCUUAAACUUACUAAAAAAAUCUCGCAAUUUCCUUGCCAUUUCACGAACAAAUUACAUAACUCAACGCUAUGGGAUUUCAAUGUUUAACGUAGCAAUGGAAACUAAUUUAUGGCAUUAGAUAAGUGUAUUAUAAGGCUAAGUUCUGACUGUUUAUUUAUUGUUCUAAUUUAUUAUAUAAUUAGUUAGUAUUUGUACAUAAAUAAGGGAUGUUUCCACUGGUCAUUAUAAAGGGUGUUUUACAAUGAACAGUGGGAAAAUAUUGCAUUUAAAAAUCGCAUUUCACUUCAAUAUUAUAAUUGAGUAUGUAAACCAUAAAGUGUAAACAUAAUAAUCUCUGUACCGAUGUUUUAUAAACAAAUAAAUGGUAAAACUGA